Torulaspora delbrueckii is the source of this 1839-nucleotide messenger RNA. Its product is annotated as integrase catalytic domain-containing protein. The transcript has a single exon. Gene Ontology annotation, biological process: DNA integration. Bases 1 to 1839 code for a protein of 612 amino acids. Gene Ontology annotation, molecular function: nucleic acid binding. The record is from RefSeq and is a predicted model, not a curated record. Lineage: Eukaryota; Fungi; Ascomycota; Saccharomycetes; Saccharomycetales; Saccharomycetaceae.
AUGGUCAACCACUUCAAUAAGGUCACGUAUUCGGUGGACUACCUUCAUCGGCUGUUUGGACAUGUCAAUAUCAAAAGUAUUAAGGACAGUACUAAAGACAGAUCCAUAGCUGGUAUCGAGGUCGAUGAAGUCAACUGGACCAAUCUUGCAAAGUUCCAGUCCGAGGUAUGUAUGGCGGGGAAAUCUACCAAGGGUAGACAUUUAAUGAAUUCUCGAUUGAAAUAUCAGAAGGAGUACAAACCAUUCCAAUUCAUUCAUACAGAUCUUUUCGGUCCGGUACAAGUUACGGCUGUUAAUGUACCAAGAUAUCUUCUCGCAUUCACUGACGAAUGCACUAGAUACAAAUGGGUUUUUCCUCUAAGAGAGAAAGAUUCACAAAGUAUUACUGCACGGUUCUCCGAGCUAGUACGGUUUAUUGAGACACAACUGGAAACAAAGGUUCUAUGCUUCCAGAUGGACCAAGGAACUGAGUUCACCAACAAAACAAUCACACAAUUCUUCCACGACAAUGGAAUUAUUACUCGUUUCACUACAGUAGGUGACUCAAGAAGUAAUGGGGUGGCCGAAAGGACUAAUCUGCUCUUACUUAACGACUGCCGAACAUUACUCACUUCCGUCAAACUCCCUGAUGAUUUAUGGUUUUAUGCUGUUAAAUUCGCCACUUUAAUGCGAAAUUCAAUAGUAACCACAAGCACAAAGGAGUCACCAAGAGCAAAAGCCGGUCUGACAGGACUUGAUAUUAGCACAGUCCUACCAUUCGGACAACCAGUAAUCGUGAACAAACCCAAAACAUCCAGCAAGCUACACAGCAGAGGUUGGAAAGGAUACGCUCUGUGCCCAUCAUCAGUAUCGUUCGGAUACCUCAUCUACGUGCCCGGGGCACCUCAAGAUAUAAUUGACACCCGCCACUACCGAGCUAUCCGUGAUGGAGUGGAACCUAAAGAGACAAUUAUAGACUCUGUUAUCGAUCACGCUGAAGAGCGAGAUGUCAACGACAGAUCUGACCAUGACAUCCCUAAAGAACCAUCUCCAUUACCUAACUUGAAUUUCGAUCCUAAGAUGAUCCCCUCACAGAAUGAAAAGUUGGGUGGUACCAACAUACAGGUUGUUACCAAACCUAAACCCACUUUUAACAUGGACCCUUCACUUUUGAAGAUAAUCCAAUCGGGUGGUACCACAGGAGCAAGAGCCGGUUCCACAUUACCACAAGGUGAUGAGUCCGAGCAAAAUAAAGUCUCCGAUCCAUUACCAACCGUGUCGGAUCAGCCCGAUCCGACAGAGAAAUCUCAUUCGGGUGGUACUAGUGCGCUUAAACUACCACCUUUGAUGAUCACCAAGAAAAAAGUAUCAAACGUGCCGAUUUUAAAACCACCAGUCAAACAGAUGGUCAGUACUCCUCCCAAGCUAAUAACAAUAGCCACGGACGACGAGAACUCCGUUGAGGAACAGAAUCAAUCUGAACCUACAUCUGAGUCUGAGUGGUAUCCAUCUGAUCCCGUUUCGGGGGGCACCAAUAAUUCUGAAGAAGACGAGGCAAGUUCUUCAGAGGAAUCCUCUCCUGCAGACGCACCUGCGAAUAACAUGAAGAGGAAAAGAGACGACUCUGGAGAAAUCGAAGACCAGGAUGGAACCACGAGUCAAGAAUCGCCGCCGUCCUCAAAGCAGCGCAUCCAUUAUGCCCAAGUAACCAAGAAUCACAGCGAAACUCAUGCGGAAAGACCAUCCCUAAGCUACAAAGAAGCUAUCACCUACAACAGUAAUGCUGAGGGGAAAGAAAAGUUGAUCGCUGGGUAUGAAAAGGAGAUCAACCAGCUGAUUAAAAUGAUAGCUUUCUUGUAA